Molecule: messenger RNA, 1106 nt
Organism: Brassica rapa (field mustard)
Lineage: Eukaryota; Viridiplantae; Streptophyta; Magnoliopsida; Brassicales; Brassicaceae
Product: 40S ribosomal protein S6-2
Biological process (GO): translation
Cellular component (GO): ribosome
Molecular function (GO): structural constituent of ribosome
Source: RefSeq, a predicted model, not a curated record
UGUGAUGAUAUCUAUCUGGCCUAGUAUAAGUGGACAUUUUGCUCAUCCGCAUAAAAACCCUAGUUCUUCACUGCCGUUUUGCGCCGCGAGAUAUUUAUCUUUCAUCUUCUCACGCAGGCAGCUGUUAGUGCCAGUUUCAAUCGGAGACUAUGAAGUUCAACGUCGCGAAUCCGACCACUGGAUGCCAGAAGAAGCUCGAGAUCGAUGACGACCAAAAGCUCCGUGCUUUUUACGACAAGAGGCUUUCUCAGGAAGUUAGCGGAGAUGCUUUGGGCGAGGAGUUUAAGGGGUACGUGUUCAAGAUCAUGGGAGGAUGCGACAAGCAAGGCUUCCCGAUGAAACAGGGAGUUCUCACCCCUGGUCGUGUCCGUCUCUUGCUUCACCGAGGCACUCCUUGCUUCAGAGGACACGGAAGGAGGACCGGAGAGAGGAGGAGAAAGUCUGUCCGCGGUUGCAUUGUCAGCCAAGACCUCUCUGUUCUUAACUUGGUUAUUGUCAAGAAGGGUGAGAAGGAUCUUCCCGGGCUUACCGAUACCGAGAAGCCGAGGAUGAGGGGACCUAAGAGAGCUUCUAAGAUCCGUAAACUGUUCAACCUUGGAAAGGAUGAUGAUGUCAGGAAGUAUGUAAACACUUACCGGCGCAAAUUCACUAACAAGAAAGGUAAGGAAGUGAGCAAAGCCCCCAAGAUCCAGAGGCUUGUGACUCCUUUGACUCUUCAGAGGAAGAGAGCUAGAAUUGCCGACAAGAAGAAGAGGAUUGCUAAGGCUAACGCUGAUGCGGCUGAGUACCAGAAGCUUCUCGCCUCCAGGCUUAAGGAGCAGCGUGAUCGCCGUAGUGAGAGUUUGGCCAAGAAGAGGUCUAGACUCUCUUCUGCUGCCGCUAAGCCCGUUGCUGCCUAAACCUCUUUGAAAGAUUGAGAUGUUUCUUUCUCUCAAGUUCGUUUCUGUUUUCGUAUUUAGAGGUUCCCCAGUUGCAUGAAAACGCCAUUUUGAACGUCUCUUUAUGGAAAUUUCAUUGUUUCAGUGUUAUGCUAUAUUCAUCUUUCUAAACGUGUUGAUUUAAAAAACUUCACAAGUUAAUUAUGUUAUAAUUAUCAUAUUUUACUA